This is a messenger RNA of Xiphias gladius (swordfish), 6652 nucleotides long. RefSeq names its product tankyrase, TRF1-interacting ankyrin-related ADP-ribose polymerase a (gene tnksa). NCBI's taxonomy places the organism in Eukaryota, Metazoa, Chordata, Actinopteri, Istiophoriformes, Xiphiidae. Bases 25 to 3921 code for a protein of 1298 amino acids. Gene Ontology annotation, biological process: RNA processing. The transcript has 29 exons. Gene Ontology annotation, molecular function: NAD+ poly-ADP-ribosyltransferase activity; RNA binding; protein binding. The record is from RefSeq and is a predicted model, not a curated record.
AGUGGGGACUGUUGUGUUGUGAAAAUGGCGACGCCUCGUCGCUCCUCUCAGCAGCAUCAGCCGAGCUCCCUGCUGUCCUCCCCGCCCCGCGGCUCCUCUAUCCCCGUCACUCCCCCGGGCUCUCCGCCGGCGCACGCCGAUGAUGCCAACCCCCUUCCCCGCGGAGCCGCGAUGGAGAGCGCGGCGGACGGCGAGGAAACCCCGGCCUCUCCCACCAGCACCUCUCCAGCCCUGGCCCUCACCAACAGCACCACCACCACCACCACCACCAGCAGCAGCAGCUGCAGCACUAGCAGCAGCGCUAGCUCCCCGACCACCACCACCGAGGGUAGCGAGACCAGCCCGGGCUCUACGCCCGACUCGGGCAGUGGUAACCGGGGCAGUGGCGGCAGCAGCAGCGGCGGCAGCAGCAGCAGCAGCAGCAGCGCUGGAGGUGGCGGCGGCGCAAACGGGGCUUUCAGGGAGCUGUUCGAAGCCUGUCGCAACGGGGAUGUUUCAAGGGUGAAGAAACUCGUGGAUGCGGUGAACGUGAACGCCAAAGACAUGGCAGGACGCAAAUCGACACCUCUGCACUUUGCUGCAGGUUUUGGGCGGAAAGACGUGGUGGACCACUUACUUCAGACGGGCGCUAAUGUGCACGCCCGGGACGACGGGGGUCUGAUCGCGCUUCACAACGCCUGCUCCUUUGGUCACUCUGAGGUGGUGUCCUUGUUGCUGUGUCAGGGGGCCGACCCCAAUGCUCGAGACAACUGGAACUACACCCCACUACAUGAAGCGGCCAUCAAGGGCAAGAUAGAUGUCUGUAUAGUGUUACUGCAGCAUGGAGCCGACCCCAACAUCCGCAACACCGACGGCAAGUCCGCCCUGGACCUGGCUGAACCCUCCGCCAAGGCCGUGCUCACAGGUGAAUACAAGAAGGAUGAGCUGCUGGAGGCGGCGAGGAGUGGGAACGAGGAGAAGCUAAUGGCUUUGCUCACUCCGCUCAACGUCAACUGCCAUGCGAGUGACGGCCGCAAGUCCACCCCGCUCCACCUGGCAGCAGGAUACAACAGGGUGAGGAUAGUUCAGCUGUUACUACAGCAUGGAGCAGAUGUUCACGCCAAGGACAAGGGUGGUCUGGUUCCUCUACAUAAUGCCUGCUCCUAUGGACACUAUGAAGUUACAGAGCUUCUGCUAAAGCAUGGAGCAUGUGUUAAUGCCAUGGAUCUGUGGCAGUUCACCCCACUGCACGAAGCGGCAUCUAAAAACCGAGUGGAGGUCUGCUCCCUGCUCCUGAGCCACGGGGCCGACCCGACCCUGCUCAACUGCCACAGCAAGAGCUCUGUGGACAUGGCGCCCACUCCUGAGCUGAAGGAGAGACUUACAUAUGAGUUUAAGGGCCACUCGCUGCUUCAAGCCGCUCGAGAAGCAGACAUGGCAAAAGCUAAGAAGACCCUGGCACUGGAGAUCAUCAACUUCAAACACCCUCACACACACGAGACUGCACUACAUUGCGCAGUAGCAUCACCUCACCCCAAAAGGAAACAGGUGACGGAGCUGCUGUUGAGGAAAGGCGCCAACGUCAAUGAGAAGAAUAAAGAUUUCAUGACUCCUCUCCAUGUGGCAGCAGAGCGGUCGCAUAAUGACAUAUUGGAGGUGCUACAAAAACAUGGUGCCAAGGUGAAUGCCCUGGACACACUGGGCCAGACGGCGUUGCACCGCGCUGCGCUGGCAGGCCACCUUCAGACUUGCAGGCUGUUGCUAGGAUACGGGGCAGACGCCUCGCUGGUGUCACUGCAGGGCUUCACUGCUGCUCAAAUGGGAAAUGAAGCUGUUCAGCAAAUACUCAACGAGAACGUCCCGGUGAGAAACUCAGACGUGGACUACAGACUUCUGGAGGCUGCUAAAGCUGGAGACCUGGACACUGUCAAGUCACUGUGCACGGCUCAGAAUGUGAAUUGCAGAGAUCUGGAGGGACGACACUCCACUCCUCUUCACUUUGCUGCUGGCUACAACAGAGUGUCGGUGGUGGAGUACCUCCUGCACCACGGGGCCGACGUGCACGCCAAGGACAAAGGCGGCCUGGUUCCCCUCCAUAACGCCUGUUCGUACGGUCACUACGAGGUGGCCGAGCUGCUGGUCAGACACGGAGCCUCAGUCAACGUGGCCGACUUGUGGAAGUUCACGCCGCUCCACGAAGCUGCUGCCAAGGGCAAAUACGAGAUCUGCAAACUACUGCUCAAGCACGGAGCGGACCCCACCAAGAAGAACCGAGACGGGAACACGCCUCUGGACCUGGUGAAGGAUGGGGACACCGACAUCCAGGACCUGCUGAGAGGAGAUGCGGCACUGCUGGACGCCGCUAAGAAGGGCUGCCUGGCCAGGGUGCAGAAGUUAUGCAGCCCCGACAACAUCAACUGUCGGGACACGCAGGGACGCAACUCCACCCCGCUGCACCUGGCAGCUGGCUAUAACAACUUGGAGGUAGCAGAGUAUCUGUUGGAACAUGGAGCUGAUGUGAAUGCACAGGACAAAGGAGGGCUCAUACCUUUACACAAUGCUGCUUCAUACGGGCACGUGGACAUAGCCGCCCUGCUGAUCAAGUACAACACAUGCGUCAACGCCACAGACAAGUGGGCGUUUACUCCCCUUCACGAAGCGGCCCAGAAGGGGCGGACUCAGCUCUGCGCUCUGCUAUUGGCCCAUGGAGCUGAUCCCACUAUGAAGAACCAGGAGGGACAGACGCCACUGGACUUGGCAACGGCCGAUGAUAUCAGAGCACUACUGAUUGACGCCAUGCCGCCAGAUGCCCUGCCAAGCUGUUUAAAACCACAGGCCACCGUGGUGAGUGCGAGUGUGGUGAGUACGGGUGCGGCAGGGGGCGUGGUCAUCUCUCCCUCUCCAUCCCCAUCCUGCCUGUCUGCAGCCAGCAGCAUAGACAACCUGACCACACCCCUCGGUGACAUCACUGUGGGCGGGGCCACUGGAACCGCAGACGGAGCAUCUGGGUCCGACAGAAAGGAAGGGGAAACUCUGCUCGACAUGACCAUCAACCAGUUCUUAAAGAGCCUGGGGCUGGAGCACCUCCGAGACAUCUUCCAGCGGGAACAGAUUUCGCUUGAUGUGUUGGCAGACAUGGGCCAUGAGGAGCUGAAAGAGAUUGGCAUCAAUGCUUACGGUCACAGGCACAAACUCAUCAAGGGCAUCGAGAGGCUGCUGGGAGGCCAGCAAGGUGCAAACCCAUACCUGACGUUCCACUGCUCCAGCCAAGGCACCGUUCUGAUCGACCUGGCACCAGAUGACAAGGAGUUCCAGUCUGUGGAGGAGGAACUACAGAGCACUAUCAGAGAACACCGAGAUGGAGGCAACGCAGGCGGAGUCUUCAGCCGGUACAACAUCAUUAAGAUUCAGAAGGUGGUGAAUAAGAAGCUACGGGAGAGAUAUGCGCACAGACAAAAGGAAAUUGCAGACGAGAAUCACAACCACCACAACGAGCGCAUGCUCUUUCAUGGUUCUCCCUUCAUCAACGCCAUCAUCCAUAAGGGCUUUGACGAGCGUCACGCCUACAUUGGCGGCAUGUUUGGCGCCGGCAUCUACUUUGCUGAGAACUCCUCCAAGAGCAAUCAGUAUGUGUAUGGGAUUGGUGGAGGCACGGGAUGUCCCACCCACAAAGACCGCUCCUGCUACGUGUGCCACAGGCAGAUGUUGUUCUGCAGAGUGACGCUGGGUAAGUCGUUUCUACAGUUCAGUGCCAUGAAAAUGGCCCACGCCCCCCCCGGACACCACUCUGUUAUAGGUCGACCCAGUGUCAAUGGACUGGCGUAUGCAGAGUACGUCAUCUACAGAGGGGAGCAGGCUUAUCCAGAGUACUUGAUCACUUACCAGAUCGUGAAGCCGGAGAGUCUGGCCACGCCUGCUGCCACAGCUGAACAGAAGUCCUAAAUUUCAAUCACAGCUGGAUCCAGAGAAGGCCAGACUGCAGUGGACUAGACCCACGACUAGAUCUGAACUAGGAAGCGUUUCAAACCUCAGACCCAAAUUUAAAGCCUCCAGAGCUGAACUUGAAGUGGGUGAGGUGGAGUGUCGACCAGGCAGGAGGCAGACAGUCCCCGGAGGCAGGCGUGGACGAGUCUAAACAGAGGGAGAAAAAGAGGAUGAGGAGGAAUUGUCUUUGCGUUUUGGGGUAUGAUACAUGCACAGUCCAAAGCAGCAGACAGCAAUCCCUCAGGCUGUGUAAUUAAUUGGAUCCAGUUGUGCAGGAGCAAAUGCAAAUGGUUCAACUAAUGUGUCUGGAAGUAUAGCAUUAAGCUCAUUUUUAAAUUUGCAGGCCUGUGGCUUGACCCUAAAAACAAUUAAGAGAGCAAUUAGAGGAGACACAGUCCAAACAAAACAUCAUUGAUUUUGCACCUUUGCACCGCUCAUGUAUUCUGCCCCAAGUUUUUAAUGUGUUGUUUUGAUAUUGUGUCACAACAUCCUGAGGGAACUUCCACAAACAUCAAUAGUCAUGAUCAGAGAACAGAAAUCCAGCGCAGUUCUGUGUUCGCUCACAUCGUUCCUGCCGUAAACAAAGAAAGAAACAAUGUAAAACGAGGUAAAGAGAUUACUGUGGAUAAAUACCCAGAAGCCAAUAAGCAGAAAACAAAAACAGGAGACCACAAUCCCCUGCCUCUACCAGUGCUGGCUGCAGAAUUUCCACUACCAGGACCAUCUUCCACAGACGCCCGUCAGACAGACCCAGGUCAUAUCCAUACACAAUGGAUAUGGAUGGAUUUUAGAGGUUUUUAGGUUAACUUGGCCAGAAAAUCCCAAUUUUUCCAGAGCUGAGCAGUGAAAAGCAAGUAGCAACCACAAUAGCUGAGUGUAAUAGGCUGACACACCUGUCAGUCAAGCCAACAUGCCCUAAACACACCCCUCUCUGAGCCUUAAUUUCUUCUCAAUGAAACAGAUUUUUAAAAUUUUUCAACAAUACUCAUGAAAAGAGGUAUAACCUUGUGUUCCUACAGAGACAUGAGGUUUUUCAGUUCAGUUUAAGACUAACAUGGUGGCUGCUGCUUGUUUCAGCCCAGCUCAGUAUUAACACAGUUCAAACUCUUUUACCAGGACCAGGAGGACCACAAGGGAGCAGACUGUGACCCUGUUAAAUGUACAUGUAUAAAUGUAUGUGUAUAAACAUACACACACUCAAUGCAAAUUUGUGUAUACACUUGACUCACACACCUCCUCUCCAUUAGUUUUACUACUAAGUCACUCAAAGACUUAAAACUAAAUUAAAAAAAACGAAACUAAAAAACGAAAUACAGAGAAAUAUGUAUUCAGCCUUAUAGCUAUUACAAGAAAUAAUUUGGGGACAAAAGGUUGGCUUUUCAGAGUUGUAAAGUGUGACGCUCCACUUUGUGAUAGUUCCUGAUCUUGUCCCGUGCAGCUCGGCGUUCACACCUUUCUGCUGAAGCGUCUUUGCAUCUUGUGUUUUAGUGUCUCUCAGAUGGACCCAUAUUUUCCGUGUUGCCGUUUACAUGAAACUGCUGCCUUUUGGCCCCUUUCCUCUCUACCUGUAACUGUUGAUGCCCCCUAGUGGUACAACAGAGGAAUUGCUGGCUUGCAGUAUUGAGAUGAAGAGUACAUAUAGUGUAUAUCAGUAAGGCAUUUAUGUAGAGGUUAAUAUCUACAUAAUACUAUUUAUUUUUGUUUUUCUGAGACAUAUUCCAUUUUUUUUUUCCCUUUGCGUUUCCACCUUUUUCGGAGUCAUCUUUAUUCUCCGGAGUUUACACUUGUCGAACAUUAAGAGAAUGUGAGGUGAGCCUUGUCACUGUAUCUUAGAGAGCCAUUCCGAGGUCUGCUCGCCGGCUUCAAAGAGAUAUUUAAGUAACCAGAAAUCUGCAAGUUGACUGAAGUUGAGGAUAAUGGAUCUGUUGUGCAUAAACAUGAGCAAUCAAACAUCUGUUUGGAAUAAACAUUAAUCGUGACACACUACCAUAUUCAAACAGCAAGCCUACAAACCCCUCACACUACGUACUGUAAGCUUGAAUUGAUUUCUUCAACUACACUGACUGUGUUUUUCUGUUGAUACUUUAUUAUUUAUGAUUCAUUAUUUUCAAUUGAUGAUACUGUACACGGGACCACGCAUGAGUUUAUUUUCUUUCAUGGCGAUUACGUCAGAUCAAGUCAAAGAGUGCUGAAGGUCUUAGAAAUUCCUUUAAACUUCAUGGAAUGGAAUGGAAAGGAAAAUGGCCUGGAGUUUUUGAAAAUUACAACAUUGCCUUGAAAUCAUUUGGGAACUGAUGUUGGAGUUUACCCAGAUCAUGCAGUAGGAAAAGAGGGACACCUGGUUUAUACCGGCUUGUCAAAAGACUUUCAGACAUCAGCUAGGCAGGCUUUGUUUUAAUCUGAACACAAAACAAAUAUCAGAGUCUAGACUGACAAAGCUGCUCUGCCAUUUGAUUUCUUUUCAUCCCGACUUUGUUAGCAUUACAGUGUCUGCCACUCAAACUCGGAUCUCAGCUGAUUCGCACUUUCAGUGGAAGGUGAAGAUGACAUUGGUCUGAGCCAAGGCCAAACAAACAUUCAAUCCUCGUUAGAGUGUUAACUGAGCCUAUUAUCUUUGUUUCAAUGAAAGUUGGCUGUCAACUCAAAAUAGCUGCCCCGCUCAGACUAAUAAACAGUCUUUGUCAGAUUA